CGGAAAGGCUGAUGAUGCAAGAAGACGAAGAUGAGGACUUUGUGCCGGUUGAGCGGAUUACCGCGGCAUAACACCUAUCACUGUACUUUUAUCUUUUUUACUAUUUCUGGAAUUGGAAAUCUGCGAUUUGAACUAGAAGUGCUUUAAGGCGGAUUUCUGCACUUUCUGGAUCUUUCACCUACCUUCAUCGAAUCCGCAUCUUGAAAGAAUACCUACCCGCAACCAACCAACCACCAACAACAUAAUGUCCACGGCUACUACUACAACUCCUCCUCCAUCGGGGGAUAAUCCACCGAGUCAAAAUGCCAUUCGCGAAGCAGAUUAUAUCCGCUUCAAGAACUACGCAGCCAUGACCUUCCUAGUCGCUUCACCCGUCCUCAUCGCCAUCCCGCCUCGCAAACUCGACCACCUCACCGUCCUACUAACAGGCGCCUUCCUCGUCUCCGCAAACCAUCUGACUCGCGAACGUACCGGAAGAAGCAUCACAGAGCGUCUCGAAGAGCGUCUCUCCCGCGUCAAGCCUCCCACCACAGCGAUCACGGACCCGCUGCCUUCGGAGCGCGCGCAUGAGAUCCAAGCGAAACUGCGCGCUGCGCGAGAGGCGCAGCUACGAUCAGGCGGAUUGGUUGGUGAAGAGCUCGAACGGUUGAAGCGCCAACAGCAGCAGGAGAAGAGUGCCGCGGAGCGCAUCUGGAUGGGAGACGAGUCGCCUGGUUGGAAGGAGAGACGGCUGGAGGAGGAGCGGAAAGCGUUGGAGGAAGGGAAGGGUUAUGGAGAUUUGAUCAUGGAGCAUAUUUGGGAUGUGUGGAAUUGGGGAAAGAAAUCAUCGGAUCAGGACGCUUCUGGCUCGACGGGUGAGAAGAAAUGAGCUGGCUGUGUUGGCUGGGAGGAAGAAAUUAAUGGAUCGAUUGGGGGCACGAUGACUAUAGCUAUUUCCAUCAGAGGUAAUGCCGAUCGGGUCGUUUCUGCUAGGACUCGUCACUCACGGCAUGGGAUAUAGUCCCAUGCUGAAUGGCAGGGUCUUUCGCUCGCAGCGCACCCGGAACCGAUCUCCACCAUCAGUUGGUUAUAAAAACACCGGUGAAAGGUAGCUUGGCAGAUGAAUCGGGCAUGAUGACAUGUUUCUCUGUACUACAUGUAUAAUAUUAUUAUCAAACAAAAGAAUGACAGGUCGGAUAUUUUUGCAGCUCGCCCUAUAUAACCAGGCAGCUAGCAAUUUAUCAAAAAUCAGCUUAUGUAUUCUAGGCGGCAUUGUAUGUACGAUAGUUAUGAAAUUCUCUACUUAAUCAGAACAUUAAUGGAUCA
Molecule: messenger RNA, 1305 nt
Organism: Paecilomyces variotii
Lineage: Eukaryota; Fungi; Ascomycota; Eurotiomycetes; Eurotiales; Thermoascaceae
Exons: 1
Coding region: 245-868 (207 amino acids)
Source: RefSeq, a predicted model, not a curated record